Messenger RNA from Nematolebias whitei (Rio pearlfish), 5190 nucleotides. RefSeq names its product erythrocyte membrane protein band 4.1 like 2 (gene epb41l2). The record is from RefSeq and is a predicted model, not a curated record. The coding region runs from base 228 to 3293 and encodes 1021 amino acids. Gene Ontology annotation, molecular function: actin binding; structural molecule activity. Lineage: Eukaryota; Metazoa; Chordata; Actinopteri; Cyprinodontiformes; Rivulidae. Gene Ontology annotation, biological process: cortical actin cytoskeleton organization. The transcript is spliced from 24 exons. Gene Ontology annotation, cellular component: cytoskeleton; plasma membrane.
GACAGUCCUCGGGGGAAGCAGAGCUCUGAGGACGAGAAGAGAGAGGAUGGAGGGUAGAAAAUGGCAUUAGUUUAUAGGGCAGUAGGUGGGAAGUGAAAGUGAGGGAAAGAACGGCAAAUAGAACAAUAAACAGGGAGCUGAAGGAACGUGAGAGCAGACAGAAGGGACACUGUACAAGGAAGAGUUACAGGAGAGAAAAGAACAGAAGCAACAAUUGACCGGUCGCCAUGACGACAGAAGCAGGCUCUGAGACAGAGGUGAAGGAGAACGCGGAGGAGUCAGCUGCUCAGCCGGACCAAUCAGAGAAGACUAAGCAGGAAUUCGAGGAAGUAGCAAACGCUGAAGGAGAGGAGAAGGAAAAGGAGAAGGAAAAAGACGGCAAAGGAAUAUCUCGGUAUCUGCCAACAUGGUUUAAGAAACAGAAGUCUCAAAGCCAGACCUCCCCGACUAAAGAAGACCAGUCCACAGAGGAACCUGCUAGCAAGACGGCAGAAGAAGAGGAGAGCCCUGUCCCAGAAGUGAAUGGUCACGCUGAGGAAGUGGAAGAGAAAGAGCAAGUAAAGUUGGAUCAAGCGAAGGAAACAGAAGCAGAAUCUCAUUCCAACGCCAGUGCAGACACUGAGCCGGCCAAGGAGGAGAAGGUGGACGAGAACGUGGAGAAAAGCUCAGACGAGACCAAGGAGACAAAAGAGGUAGAAGGAGUUGAAGAGGAGAAGAAGGAGAAAGGACAGGUGGAGGCUGAAAGGGAGGGAGGAGACAACCAGACAUCUAUUUUCCAGUCUCCUCUUCGCCUGGUGAGAAAGACCAAGAUGAAGGUGGUAGUGUGCCACAUCACCCUCCUGGAUGGGACCGACUUCACCUGUGAAGUCGAGAAACGUGCGAAGGGUCAGUACUUAUUCUUUAAAGUGUGUGAGCAUCUUAAUCUGCUGGAGAAAGACUACUUUGGUCUGACAUACAAGGACAACCAUGAAGAGAAGUGUUGGUUGGAUCCCACAAAAGAAAUCAAGAGACAGAUACGCAGUAACAACUGGCAGUUUGCAUUCAACGUCAAGUUCUACCCUCCUGAUCCAUCUCUACUCACUGAAGACAUUACAAGAUACCUUUUGUGUCUGCAGCUGCGUGAGGAUGUGGCUUCUGGGCGGCUGCCUUGUUCAUUCGUCACUCACGCUCUGCUGGGGUCAUACACACUGCAGGCUGAAUUUGGUGACUAUGAACCUGACCAGCCUCGUCCUUUGGACUUCAUCAAUCAGCUGACUUUUGCACCCAAUCAGAACAAAGAGAUGGAGGAGAAGAUUCUUGAACUCCACAAAUCCCACAGGGGUAUGACACCAGCCCAGGCUGACCUCCAGUUUCUAGAAAAUGCCAAGAAGCUGUCGAUGUAUGGGGUGGACCUGCACCACGCUAAGGAUUCAGAGAGUGUGGACAUCAUGCUUGGUGUGUGUGCCAACGGGCUUUUGGUCUACAAAGACAGACUUCGGAUAAAUCGUUUUGCUUGGCCUAAAAUACUCAAGAUAUCUUACAAGAGGAACAACUUCUAUAUUAAGAUCAGACCAGGAGAGACGGAGCAGUUUGAGAGUACGGUUGGAUUCAAACUCCAGAAUCAUCGCUCUGCCAAAAAGCUGUGGAAAGUUUGUGUAGAGAAUCACAGCUUUUUCAGGUUAAACACACCAGAGCCUCCUACCAAGGCUCGUUUCUUGACUUUGGGAUCAAAGUUCCGCUACAGCGGGCGGACCCAAACCCAGACUCGCUUGGCCAGUUCCCUCAUAGACCGACCUGCGCCCAACUUUGAACGUACCUCAUCAAAACGCAUCAGCCGUAGCCUGGAUGGAGCACCAGCCAUCAGUAUAACUGAAGCCGGGAGAGACAUGGCUGAGAACGGACAUGAGCCUCAUCUCGAGCUUCACUCUGACUCCAAGGUUAAGGAGAUGGACUUGAGCCUUGGUGAUGUGGAAGCCAUGCCCCCCCAGUCACCUGGAUGCAGUGAGCCUGGCCACUCACAGGACCAUGAUAAGACCCAAGACGAGGUUCUGAAACACCAAGCUAGCAUUAGCCAGCUGAAACGCUCCUUUAUGGAGGCGCCACCUCCCUCUCCUCCUCAGCUCAACCAGUGGGAGAAUCGUCUCACCUCCUCUCCUGCAUCCGUGCGCGUUCAGCUGCAACACGUGGUCGAUGUCCCACAAACAGAAGCAGCGUCACCUGAUAACACGGUUUCUGAAACCAAAGAACCUGCUAAGACGACCAAAGUUGAAAUCGAAGAAACUGUUGUCAUCCAGGAGGUUUCCAAAGCAACCAAACCUGGACUUGUCACCAUUGCGACCAGCUGUGCUGAUGAUGCUUCACCUGCAGAGGAACAGGAAACACAAGAGGAAAGAGUCAGAGCUGAAGAGGAAGUAGUGGCAGCGGAGGAAGCGUCAGAGAGGAUGACAGAAAGCGUUUCGUCUGAGAGCGAGAGCGAGGAUGAGGCAGAGUACCACGCAGACAUUUCAGUUUCCAUCUCUCAAACACAAAUACCAGAGGAGAUGGAAGAGGAAGUGGAGCUAGAGGAGGAAGAUGAGGAUAAGGGAGUGGAGGAGCAGGUUUCAGCUCUGGAUGCUCCUUCCCUUCCAGCUGAGGUCAGCCACCCUACAGAAGAAACCAUCGCAGAAGAAGAACAGUUCAUAAUGGAGGAGACAGAUGUAGAAGAGGAGAAAGGGAGCGAGCAAGAGGUGGAAGAAAGUACAGAAGAUCCCAUGGUGACUCCUGACGAAGCUCCUGACAGUCUCCCCCCACCUGAGGAGAACAGGGUGGUGACUCCCAAAGAAGAGGAGGAACCUAAAGUGAACGGUGAAGCCUUGCUGGUUGAAGUGGAGCCACGGCCGCAAGUUAUUUGUUGCUCUGAGCCGCCUGUGGUAAAAACAGAAAUGGUGACUAUAUCAGACACGUUCGCAGCCCAGAAAACUGAGAUAGCUACAAAGGAAGUUCCCAUCGUACAUACGGAAACCAAGACCAUCACAUACGAGGCUGCUCAGCUGGACAGUAACGGAGACGGUGAGCCUGGAGUGCUGAUGACUGCUCAGACAAUCACCUCAGAGUCUUUGUGCACGACCACAACCACACACAUCACCAAGACAUUGAAGGGCGGGCUGUCAGAGACAAGGAUUGAAAAACGCAUCGUCAUCACCGGAGACUGUGACAUCGACCACGAUCAGGCUCUGGCACAGGCCAUUAAGGAGGCCAAAGAGCAACAUCCUGACAUGUCUGUUACCAGAGUGGUUGUUCAUAAAGAAACUGAACUGGAUGAGGAGGAGGAUUGACUGAACUCAGAACUGAAAGGCCCACGGUGACUGUUUCCUCUUUUGACAACCAACGAUCUUCGCCACGCUGCAACGACCGACCCCGACGGUGAGGAAGACGAGAAGGAGUUUUAGCCAGCGGGGGAUGAAGAUGUCGCUCUCCUCCCAGAUGGUCUUCCUCACAUGUCUUUGGUGCACUUCAAUCCCUCAAUGCAACACCGAGAACAUUUUCACUCGAUCCGAGGGAACAAAAAAGAACCGUUUUGUUAGCUCGACAUCUGUAGCUUGUUUUUGUUUUUUAUUAGAGCGUUUUAUUUACCUGAAAACUGUAGUGUCAUGCAUAACUAAAACUAAAGAUGCUCCAAAAACUGACUGAUAAGAUUUAAGCAAGCUUGUUGUACCCCAGCAUUACAUAAUUAAUCUUUUUUUAAUUAAAACUCAAAAAGUCUAAAGCAUUUUUUAAUCAAAACAGGAAAUAUCGUGAAUGGGUAAUAAUCCCGAUGGUUUUUGGUGCAUUUAUUUAAAAAAAAAAAAAAGAUAAAAGCAGCUCCCUGAUCAAAUAUAUAACUCAAUAAUUGUUUUUUUAUUAUAAAAUGAAUUAACAAGUUAGGCAGCAAGGAACGUGUAAGCACAACUAUGUUUUAAACACUUUAUAGAAGUAAGUUAUGCCACAUUCUCACAGCUUGAAUAAAAGAAGGAGCUGUAGCUUAAAUAUUGCAGAAAAUCAUCCUGAGCUUUGAUUUUUAUGUUGUUUUUCUACAAGAAUAGUUCAUCCACAUUCCUCAGCAGCAACAAGUUCAUCUUCAGCAACAGGAGGAGAUAAUAUAACUUGAAAAAAAGGGGUGGGGGGAUAAUAACAGCAGCAACAUUAAUCAGGCUGAAGAAGCCAAACGUAACAUUUAAUAAUCAUUGAACUGAAAACGAACAGACUUCAAAGCUACCGUUAAACGUUUUAAACAAAAGUUGUGAAAUAACAGCUGCUGCUUAUGAACUGGACACUAAUCGUUCCUUCUGGGCCCCACGGGAACAAGGGAGAACAAACCUGACCUUUGAUUGGGAGAGAGGGCCUGGAAACUGGAGGAUAACUGGGAGAAAUAACAACUUGGCGAUUUAAAAGAAAACUGAAUAUUAAUGCAAGUUGGCCUUAAUCUGUGGGGGAAACUAGCUUCAGCGCGUUACGUUAUGUUCUGCACAGAGUCGUUUUGUUUUCUUGGGACGAUGUGUUAUAUAAAAUUUAAUCCUGCGUUUGGAUUUAAAUUGUUCACGUAGCAAAGGUACCAAAACGACCAAGACUUGAAACCAGUUCUGUCCCAGGUGCAGCUCCGCUCACUGCAGCCCGUGUGCUGCUGCUGCACCGUUCACACACAGCUUCUCACGUCUUUACUGUAACAAACGCAGCCUGUUGGAGACGAUCAGAUUCUGCACGUUUCACCGUUUCCACCUCGUCAGUUCAGACGGGACGCGGACACGCCGAUUCAGCAGGUCGUCUGUAUCGGACCAGUUCUUCUGGACGACGUAACCUUUUCUCUGCAACCAAAAUGACAACAGAGUUUCUUUCAUUGCACCUCGCACACACAAAUCACAAACAAAACACAGAAUCUGUCACUAAACCAAACAGUCACAACAGAAUAGUAAAAAUAAUCUUUAAGGGAAACACUUCAGAGGGUUUGAAGCCCCUCUGAACCCCCUGAAUGAAACCUUGUAAUGGUUACUUCUUAUUUUGUUCUUUUUACUCAUAAAUCAACAAAAACAUGACUUUGUGUGGCAAAGAAUGUGUUCAAACAUGACCUAACGCCUUUAUAGCUGAUAGAUAUUCAGCGUGAGCAGCUUAAAGACACAGACGUGGGCAACUUAAGGCCCGAGGGCCAAAAGUGGCCCUUGGACAAUCUCCAUCAGGCCCCCAAUAUCCUUAGUUUAA